Messenger RNA from Theobroma cacao (cacao), 4948 nucleotides. Lineage: Eukaryota; Viridiplantae; Streptophyta; Magnoliopsida; Malvales; Malvaceae. The record is from RefSeq and is a predicted model, not a curated record.
AUGUCUACAUUAUCCGCCCCUGCAUUUCCUUCUUUCUACCUCAAGUUUCUCCUGCUUGCUCUCUUCCUUACCCACGUAAGCCCUCAACUGCAUGACGAAUCAGAACAAGCUCUCUUACUUAAACUAAAGACAUACUGGCAGAACCCGCCGUCCUUCAACCAUUGGGCCCCAUCAUCAAACUCAUCCUCACAUUGUAGCUGGCCUGAAAUCACCUGCCUCAACGACUCAGUUACCGGGUUAACCCUUGCCAACAAAGGCAUCAAUGAAGCAAUCCCACCUUUCAUUUGUGACCUUAAGAACCUCACAUCCAUUGAUCUUAACUACAACAACCUCGUAGGUGAAUUUCCAAAAACUUUGUACAAUUGUUCCAAACUUGAGUACCUGGAUCUCUCUCAAAACUACUUUGUUGGCACAAUCCCUGAUGACAUUGACAGCCUAGGUCAGCUCCAGAGCUUGAACCUUAUGGGUAAUAAUUUUUCUGGUCAAAUUCCAGUAGCCAUUGGACGGUUACAGGACCUAAGGAGUCUUCUGCUCUGUUCCAACCAGUUCAAUGGUUCUUUCCCGCCGGAAAUUGGUAACUUGUCUAAACUUGAAUUUUUGGGAUUGGCAUAUAAUACGAAAUUCCAACCAUCCAACUUACCUCCCACUUUCAAACAAUUGAAGAAGCUGAAGACAUUAUGGAUGACAGAAGCAAGUUUAGUUGGUGAAAUCCCCGAUAUGAUUGGAGAUAUGACAGCUCUCGAGGUGCUGGAUUUAUCUAGCAAUAACCUAACGGGAAAUAUCCCGAGUGCUUUGUUCUUGCUAAAGAAUUUGGAGGGAGUAUAUCUUUUCCACAGCAAAUUAUCUGGAGAGAUUCCUCAAGUAAUUAAAGCUUCGAAUCUGAGGGUUAUCGAUCUUUCUCAAAAUAACCUGACUGGAAGAAUCCCGAGUGAUAUUGGAAAACUAGAAAAUUUAUCAGGUUUAGUUCUCUUUUUUAAUCAACUGUCAGGUGAAAUUCCAGAAAGCAUUGGACGAAUCUCAACACUAACAGACGUUAGACUAUUCAGCAACAAUCUAUGGGGCACUCUGCCUCCAGAUUUCGGUCGAUAUUCAAUGCUCGAGUAUUUCGAGGUUGCUUCUAACAGGCUUACAGGGAGGUUGCCUGAGCAUUUAUGCCACGGAGGUAAGUUGUUAGGACUUGUAGCCUUUGAUAACAAUCUUGCUGGAGAAUUGCCAAAAUCACUUGGUAAUUGUAAUAGCUUGAUAAUGGUCAACAUUCGCAACAAUGGUCUUACUGGGAGCAUUCCUAGUGGUCUAUGGACAUCGUUGAACUUGUCGAUGUUGAUGAUAAGUGACAACUUUUUUACAGGUGAGCUUCCCAAAAAAGUGUCACAUAAUCUUUCUCGACUUGAGAUUAGUAACAACAAGUUUUUUGGACAAAUUCCCGUUGAGGUGAAUUCAUGGAGAAGCCUGGUUGUCUUUAAGGCUAGUAAUAACCUCUUUAAUAGUACAAUUCCAAAAGCAUUGACAGCUCUUCCUUUUCUCACUACUCUUUUGCUUGAUCAAAACCAACUCCAUGGCUUCCUUCCAUCACCUAUAAUCUCAUGGAGGUCACUCGUCACUCUAAACCUUGGUCAAAAUCAACUUUCUGGCCAAAUUCCAGAGGAUAUUUGUGUCCUACCAAGCCUUCUUGAGUUAGAUUUGUCGAAAAACCAAUUCUCCGGCCAAAUUCCUCCUAAACUUGGCCUUCUGAGGCUUACUUCCCUCAACCUUUCUUCCAAUCUUCUCAUCGGUAAUAUCCCAAAGCAGUUUGAAAAUGCUGCAUAUUCCAAUAGUUUCCUUCACAAUCCUGGUCUCUGUGCUAGUUCUCCAUACAUAAACCUCGAGAACUGCAGUUCACCAAAAAAAUCUAGCAUAAGGGCUCUGCAAAAUCCUACUAGGAUUUGCGGUAUUGUGAUAGGAAUAUUUGUAUUUAUUUCGGCAUGUUCAUUCUUCAUGAUUAAGUAUAAUAGGAAGAGAGAGCAUGUAUUGGAUCCAGAAUUGAAGCUCACCUUCUACCAAAACUUCAAUUUUACAGAAUCAGACGUUUUGUCUAGAUUGAUAGAAGAAAACAAGAUUGGAAGUGGAGGAUCAGGAAAUGUGUAUCGUGUUGAGUUGACUUGUUCUGACAAUGUUAACAAACAUGCCAACGUUGUUGCUGCUAAAGUCAUUCGGAAUAAUCGAAAGUCGGAGCAUUUACUUGAAAAGCAAUUUCGGGCUGAAGUUGAGAUAUUGGGUAAAAUUAGACAUUUGAACAUAGUGAAAUUGAUAUGUUGCAUUUCAAGUGAAACUUCAAAUGUUCUGGUUUACGAGUAUUUGGAAAAUCGUAGCUUAGACAUAUGGCUCCAUAAGCAUCGGGCAACAACUCUUUCCUGUUCAACACAUAAUUUUAUCUUGGAUUGGCCUAAGAGGUUACAAAUUGCAAUUCAGGCUGCCCAAGGACUCUGCUACAUGCACCAUUAUUGUUCAGCACCCAUUAUUCAUCGAGAUGUGAAGUCAAGCAACAUUUUAUUAGAUUCUGAGUUCAAUGCUAAAAUUGCUGAUUUUGGUCUUGCUAAGAUGUCAAUCAAGCGAGGAGAAGAACCUAUAACUGUUUCUGGCGUGGCUGGCUCCGUUGGCUACAUAGCUCCUGAAUAUGCUCGAACAACAAGAAUAGAUGAGAAGAUUGAUGUAUAUAGCUUUGGAGUCAUUCUUUUGGAGCUAACAACAGGAAGAGAAGCGCACAAUGGAGAUAAGAACAGAUCGCUUGCAGAGUGGGCUCAGCAUUACUUUCAAGAUAACAACUCAAUAGUGGAUGCAUUAGAUGAGGAGAUCAAGGAAGCUUGUUAUUUAGAUCAAAUGUGCAAUGUCUUUAAAGUUGGAAUCCAUUGUACUAGAACAUCACCAUCAAGAAGACCUUGCAUGAGGAAAGUUUUGCAAAUGCUACAAAAAAGCAGUCAUUCUCGUAUUAUUGAGGACAAGAAUGAAAAUAGAUGGGACAAUAAUGGUGUUGAUUCGGUAUGAAAUGAAUGGAAGGUAAAAGAUUUCAGUUUUGACAGAAAAAGAAAACAGGCAAUGGAGAGAAGUGAAAGAAGAGGGAGAGGGGUGGUUGAUUGUUACAGUCGCAGUAGAGAGCCAUUAAUCUCACAUCUUGGAGGAUGUCAUGGUCUCAAUGAAAAGUCAUUAAUCUCACAUCAAGGGAGGAUGUCAUAGUCCCAAAGAAGAGGUAUGAAUCUCACAUCGGUUGUAUAUUAGAGUGAGACUGAGCAUUUAAAUAUUCACACAAUUUUUAACUUGUGAGACACUUCUUGUGAGAUAAAAUUGAAAACCCAAUGAGCUAAAAUGGGCAAUACAUUAUAGGUUAGUAUGGAUCAUGAUAGUUGGUAUCAAAACAGUUCUAGGUAUUAACGAUAUCAAGCUUGGGAAUGAUGUCAUGGUUUUAGCACCACAUCUAUUGUCCUCAAUGACAUAUUGUUAGUACCUAGAGCUUGCUCUACACUAACCUACAAGAUAUUGUCCACUUUAGCUUAAUAGCCUCGCAGUUUUAUCUCACAAAAGGCACCUCAUUGGUUGAAGAUGAUGUGAAUCUUUAAAUGCCUAGUCUCACUCUAAUAUACAGUCGAUGGAUUCAUGGCUCCUCGUUAGGAUCCUCGUUGGGACCGUGACACAAGGCAAAUGUUCAUAUUCAAUUCUCUAAUUCUGAUUCAGGAGUAAGAUGACUUUGGUUGCUUGAGAAUCUGACAUAGGUAGGCAACAUCAGCAUGGAAGGUGGCAAGCUAGAAUAGGAAAGGUUGCUGGAAACAAGGACUUGUACCUUGGAACAUUUAUUACCUGACUUUAAGAAGUUGCUUGAUACCGAGUUUGAAAAGGUCAAGGCUAGUUCAUCUUCAAGUCCACAGAAUCAUCCACUGAUACAUUAGUUCCGGCAAGCUAUCUGGGUAUGGGAGAUGAGUCAAAUAUGCAUGAUGACGUAGAGCAAUUAGUGCAAGAUGUUAUGAAGCAAGAAGGUUUUCAACCAAAAAGACUAGCGGGCCUACUAAGGCUCUUCUAAUUCGUGGAUUGACUGAAAACAAUCGCAAUUUCAUCUUAUUAAACACAAAGAAACCAACUUACUGGUCCCACUGAUGAAGCUUUUAACAAUUUAACCACUUUCUUGAGAACUUUGGCACGUAAUGCUAUGUUGGCUCUUCUUGUUUAUGUUGAUUGGCGAACAAUGCCUCAAUCUAAUAAAAAUGAUAUGUGGGAUCUAGUGAAGGCAAAGUUUGGCAUUGAGGCACGUGCCAAAAAAUGGGUCCUAAGCACAAUAGCAACUGAUUGGAGGAAUUACAAAUGUCGAUUGAAGAGGAGUUUUUAUUCUAUAUAUAAAACAGAUGAUGUUCGGCUUAAAAAUUGUCUUGAAGGAGUCCCUUUUGAACAUUGGAAAGUGUUAGUUGCAUUUUGCAGUUCUAAGGAACGAAAGAAAGUUAAUAGGGGAAACAUAGAGGAAACAUCCCAAGCUGAUAUGUUUCUUUUGACACAUGAACACAAGAAUGGAGAAUUGGAUGAGGAAAGCAUGAGAAUUUUGAUGGUGGAAGUUAAUGUUCCUCAACUUCUCUUUGAAGAAUAAAGGCACAACUUUGAACAAAUGAGCCUAACAAGAUCCUUGGAAGAAUUGAUUCCAAAUGCUGCUAUUGAUGACUCCUGUAAGGAACGCUGGGAACUGCAAUGUCAGCUGGUUUUAUUAGGAUGGAGAAUAGACAAACAAAUAUGUAUAGAGAGGAAUUAGAGAGAAGAAGAGAGAAAGAGAGAGAUGACUAAAAUUAAUUGAGGAAACCCCAUAUUGUAAACAUUGUAGAGACCUUUGAAAGUGGUUUCUAAAGCAUUUGAUUUUUGAGGCAUUAGUUCUACAAUUUGAUUUUAGAGGCACUUUAUGAUUUGUGAGCAUGUCUUUCUAUCACAUAUUAAAAAGUUA